This is a messenger RNA of Xyrauchen texanus (razorback sucker), 16315 nucleotides long. Its product is annotated as E3 ubiquitin-protein ligase rnf213-beta-like. Gene Ontology annotation, biological process: sprouting angiogenesis; ubiquitin-dependent protein catabolic process; negative regulation of non-canonical Wnt signaling pathway. Gene Ontology annotation, molecular function: ubiquitin-protein transferase activity; metal ion binding; ATP hydrolysis activity. NCBI's taxonomy places the organism in Eukaryota, Metazoa, Chordata, Actinopteri, Cypriniformes, Catostomidae. Gene Ontology annotation, cellular component: membrane; cytosol; nucleolus. The record is from RefSeq and is a predicted model, not a curated record. The transcript is spliced from 63 exons.
AUGACAAGAAAAAGAAAGCAUGCAGAGAAAAGAAAGGCACAGAAGAAGGGAGAUGGUAGCACAUCUUCAGCCAAAGUGCCUUCGCAGAACCAACCGAAAGGCAAAAAUGCUGGUGAAGAAGGCCCCGCCAGACCCAGAAGCCAUGAGCAGCACAGCACUGACACAACAGAGUCUGAGCCUCUGAGCAAUGAGGUUCAGACUCAAACAAGCUCAAGUAAAGUCAAAAACAAAGGGACUCAGACAGAACCUGUAAGUAAAGCAACACAGGAGACACAAACAGAGUUCAAUGGCAACACAGAAACCACACAACUGUUACAACAAACAGAAAACAGUCCUGAAGAGGAAAAGAGGGAGGUGGAAACUGCAUUGCCAAGAAAUAGAGAAAAUGAAAGUGAUGGUGAAAAGGAGGAAUGUACAGAGAAGAAGAAAAGAAAAUGGAGUAAAUCUAGGGAAUUUACAAAGGAGACAAAAGAGGUGAGGACCAAAUUGUCAGAUGGUGAUGGACAACAAGAUAGAGAUAAGCAGACAAAGCACAAACAUUCACCAGGAGAUUCACAGAAAGCCACUGAUCUUAAGUCAGGAGCUGAAGGACCAAAAUCAUAUGCAGCUGCAGCAGCAGGGAGUCAGAAUAAAGACUCUAAGGAACAGAGGAAUCAAACAGCAGCAAAGCAAGAAAGCCCAGUGGAAAGUAGAGAAACUCAAAGAAAACCUUCCCCAGUGAGAGGUCCAGCUAAACAGCAAAUGUUCACUUUCUACAUAUAUGCAGUUCUGGACAAAAGAUUCAGAUUUAACAAACAGUACAACUCCCUUUUGCUGCUUCAUGAAAAUGGGUUCAUUGAACUAAAAACUACAUGUUUUAUAGCUCAAGAUGUUGAUUUGAUUGAAGCAACAUUUUCAGUGGAGGAAAGCAAUAUAAGGGGUUGUACAUUACAAUAUAUGUAUGCAGUGAAGCAACGAAAUGAGCAGAUUGAUGAAAUAGCAGUGAGAUAUGUUCAGAUCCCUACUGACAAAACCGUUAAAGAACUGCACCUUUAUGAAGGCUAUAUUAGUUCAAGCUCAAGAUCUUUUCAAGAAAAGUUGACAGACUUUUGGCUUCAGACAAGACAAAAAGAAAUUUGCAAAGGCUGGGAGACCUCUGCCAAUGUACUACUGGACAGACUGUUUCUGAAAUGGGACCAAACCAACAAUGAGGCCAAGAAGAGAUUUAUAGAACACCUAAACCAUUACAAAACAUGUUUUCUAGCGCAGCGGUUGCAUUUCCCAGUAUACUGGAAUAUUGCCCCUUUUCAGUUAAAUGUGUCAGAGCUGAUUUCUGCAAGACUAAUUAACAUUUUGAAUGGAGAGUUAGAAAGGAAAACUUCACAGAGCUCUUCUGGCAUCAAAUCUCUGGAUCUGGCACUUUCAGUGUUCCAGGUGUACUGUGGCUGUAACCUGGUUCUCGAUGUAAAGGCCGGGGCCAAGCUAUGCCGGGUUGCCUCAGAACGUUCUGCUCUUGAAGAAAUAUCAACAUGUGAACCUAUAAUCAAAAACACUGUGUUGGGUUUGAUGAACCUAUGUGCAAAGAAUUUGAUUUCGGAAGUGGUGCUGCUGGUUCCUCUAUUUCAUGCAUUAAGGAAUCCAAUGGCAAAGUCAGAUAGUCUGUGCUCAUCUAUGGGUGAACAGGAAUGGGCAGGACUUGAAAAUGUGAGGUAUUCAUCGUUUAGAGAGCGUAUUAGAGGACACCCUGACAAGAGGAGGAUAAUGCUUCAGCUGAUCCAAGAUCAAUUAUCAUUGACGAAACUUAAGCCUACCUUGUUGACCAGCUGGCUUUCCAUGAUGGCUUUUGAGGACAUCCCAAGGUUUGCCGAAUUGUCAGGAACUGUUCCUGAAUACCUGAUCCAGAGCCUGAUGUAUAGAUUGAAGGAGAAAGAACAAGUUACCGAUCUUUUCCACACAAAGAACAACCUGGUGAUAACUGAAAAGACCCUGAACUUUUUGUUGAAGAGGGUUGAUGAGGAAAGUGGAAGAAUCACAGAGUCUAAGUCGUUGGACUUAAUUCUUGAGUGUUGCAGAAAUGUUCACAAGAGCACUUGCAAGAUUGUCCGACUUGUCCCACAAUACAGAGUCACAGUGCUGUCAUUCCAGCUUCUGCUUAAAAUGAUUGAAAUCCAGCAUGCUUUGCUUUCAAAGGGUGGAGAGGAAAUAGAACAACAGCAAACUCAGCUUUUGUCCAAGCUUAAUGACAUGCAAAAGGAUUUGAGUAAAUGGAGAAAUAGUCUGCUUUGCCUACCUCUGAUGCAGAAGUCUGUGCUGUCUUUCCCUGCAGAAAUAAAGUUGUGGAAUGAUUUUUACCAAAUUGAGAGCUCAAUACCAGGCUUUUCUGUGGCCUGGAAGGCUUUAUUAGACCAAGAUCUGAGACAUAGAGUGGCCCAGAUCACUGAUUCUGAGAAGAUCGUGGUGUGCUGUCUGGAGACGACAGCAAAGGCUAUUUCAAGUAGUCAUGCAAACAUUCAGUCUUGUUUCUAUGAGAUGUGCCAGGAUGCUAUUAUGAACAAAUGUCAGGCAAAGAAGGAAGGAGACCUUUUACGUUUACUCAAGCCCAUUCCACCUCCUGUAUUGUCCUCCAUUAUUGUGGGGUCAGCAACUCGCUUUGGAGAGGAUUUUGAAGGUCGACUGCUAGACCCUCAAUCAGCAAUCAACUUCCUCUUGUCUCAAGACAAAUGGAAUCAAUGGGAGGUGAAUGAUGAUGCUAGUCAUUUAAUAGCAGAAAAUCAGUCAUACUUGGGUUCUCUGAUUCAGAAUCUUUGCCAGGGAAGUUUACCCCUGGGCCACCUUAAGACCAUCUUUAAAGAUAAGAGUCGAUUUGAGAAGCUGUACAACCAGUAUAAGAAGAACAACAAAGAGAAUAUCUCCAUCAAUGUUGCAGAGUUACUCAGCCAAAGAGAAAAUGACUUGAAAGUCUUUGAAGAACAUAGGAAGUACAUGACCAAUCUCAUUAACAUGCUGGGAAAGAUUUCCAAUGUUAUAUAUGUACCUGAGGUUUCUUCCCUGGAACAAAUUUUCAAAACCGAUCUGCAGGCAAUAGCACUGGAAAAAUUGGUUGAAGUGCAAACAUAUUUCACCAAAGAGGAUCUCAACAAAACAAGCACAAGGCGGGUGUUAUGUUACAGUGCUAAUCAGCUGGUGCACGACAUGGCAAGGGAGAUGCAUGAAGUGAAUGCAAGUAACCUUCUUUUAUAUUCAUGGAUAGAAAAGGCAAAAGAUCUUGAACAUAUGAUGCCUGGUCCUCCACCAUUUUCACUAGACUUUACAGAGGUCCAUGACAGAAUCUGGAGGCCUUGUCUCUCUGAAUUUAUCAACCUUGGUCAACGGAUUGCCAGUGGAGUAGCUUGUUUUGAAGAGGUAGACCAGGCUUUGGCUUGGUGUGAAGACCAAGGUGAAGGAAAUCGGAUAAAGAAAGAGCUUACUUUAAUGGCCACUAUGUUAAAAAGCAAUCAGUGUUUGGACGAGAACUGGCCAGAGUAUCGCCUCAAUCAGAUUCAAGAAUAUAGACGCCUUCACCAUGCUGCUAAAUCUGCUGAGGUCAUAUUGAAAAUAAAAGAUAGGUUGGGAUUGCAAGGAGACUUCAGCCAUAUACAUAACCUGACUCAAGUGAGAGAUGAAUCAUUCAAACAAAACACUCUGGGAUCACUGAGUGAUGAUCUCAUCAAUGCCAGGCAAAAUCUGGCAGAUAUCAAACGCCAGCACACAGCCUGUUUGGAAGCAUUUUUGGACAGUGAUAUUCUCAUCAAAUGGGUUCAAACCCAAAUUCCAAGUUUAAAGGACCUGAAAGUCUUCAUGGAACUAACAACAAUUUCUGCUGGAGAAAAUGAUGCCGACAUUGAUAGGCUGGCCAGUUUUGAAUCCGCUGUUGUGGGCUACAGCCCUUUGAUUUACUCACUACUGAACAGUGCUGGAUUUGAAGAGUUUAUUGGCUGUGCAAAACAAGUAUGGGUCACCGUUGACAAAGAUGAGAUACUCAUGGAUAAAUUGAGGGACUCGAGUCGAUGGCUGGACUGGCUAAAAGGUUUAAGAGAAACCCAUGGAUCUGUUGAGCAGUCCUCUCUUUCCCUGGCCUCAGCAAUCAACGAUGGAGGUGUAUAUCAUGUAGGCUGGCCAGUGGAUUGCACUGGUAAAAUAGGUUUGGACAAUGUCUUUUGUGUGAAGGUGAUGAAGGACAAACAAGAAAAGACAUACAGUCUUAAUGAACUCUUAGAGCUGCAGAAUAAGCUCAUGCUGAUGUCAUCUAAAGGGGAGCAUGGAAGGGAGCAAGUUAACAGGUUCACUCAAGUUUUUGAAGGAGUCCAGAGGGUGGGUCAGAUCCUCCUGCAGUUGCGCACAGCAGGUAAUAUGCUCUUCCGAGACUGGGAAGCAGAGAUAACGUGCAGCCCUGAAGAGCAACCCUGCAUUCUUGUUAGCUUUUCCCUGUUAAGGAAGUAUGUUGUGUAUAAGGGUGAAGUUGUAGAGGAGCUUCAAAAGAUGUGUCGCUCCCUAGAGGACUUCCAUAAAGACUGGUGUACCUUCUUGUCUAAGAUGCGCUCACAGUAUUAUGCACUGAACUAUUACACUUCUGAGCAAAUGGUGUAUCUUUGCGAAUGGCUCAACAGUGUCAGUGUCAAAAGAAAACCUGUGCCACAACAAAUGUGGCAUCUUUUGGCCCUUGUUAAACCAGACUGCACCUUAAUUGACAUCAUGGAGUCCUUUGAAAAUUCAACCGAGACAAUUGAAGAUAUGGUUGAAGGUGAUGUGGCAGAGGAAUUCGAACAGAACAGUGAUAUUGACAUGGCUAUGGGCUUCAGUUUACCAGAUGUUGGCACAGAAUGUUUGGAGGACCUCUGGAUGCAAUUUAAAGAGAAAAUGUCCAGAUUCCUCACCCACCAUGUGGAUGUUGAAACACUUGCUCGGUUCCUCUCCAGUCUGUCUGCGAUGAAUCAAACGUACGUCAAACGCAAGAUUCCUGCUAUUCUACAAGAGGGAAGGCCAAACCUCAUCCAGUGUCCUGUAUCGGAACUGAUUAUCGCUACACUGACAUUAUACACAGAGAGCCCAGAGCAUCCUCUUCCUACAAUUGAUGAGGUAUUGAUGUGCCAAGAGGAGACAACUGAAGAAGAGGUGGAGAUCUUCCUUCAUAGAUGUCUAGGAUUCCAGGGUACUGCAAGCAAUCAUCAGAAGAUUUAUACACUGGUCAAUCCAGGAUCAUUGAACUAUGAUGUGAGUGUGGCCCUGGUGGAAUGCUUUGAGACACUAGAAAAGAGUGCUGGCCCUCAUUACUGUCUAGUGAUGGUCUGUCCUGUAAACCAGGAUAGAUAUGCUCCUUCCUUCUUCAGCAACUAUAAGGUGCAGACAGGUCUGUGUAUAUCUGCAGAAAGAUGCAAUGACUACCUUCGUCAUCAUUUCCAUAUCCCAUCUGAGCUUGACAACCACUCACAUGUCUAUCCAAGCAAACUCUCAGUCUGGAUGAUUUCAUCUGAACGUCCAGCCGUGGGGAAGUCACUGUAUGUCAAGCGUCUUUUUGAGCAGUUCAAAAGUGAGUUUCCAACAGCAACCUGUCUAAGAAUCAGACUCAUAGAGCCCUGUGUCGACGUGGAUGGAUUUGUCCAAACUCUGUCCCAAAGACUGACUCCACUGAGAGAACAGGACCCUGUGCUGUUGCACAUUGAUACUGCAGCAGUACGUUGUGGUUUGGAGGAUUUCCUCUUCAAAUUGCUUGUUCUAGGAUGUCUUAGUGACAGGAUGGGAAAUAUAUGGAGGAGAAAUGCAGCUCACUUGGUGGCAGUUGAAUCUCUUCAACGGGGUCCCAGUCUCAACAGUAAGACCAAAAUUGAGGCACACCAUGGGCUUAUGCAUGCACUACCUACUAUCUUCUGCAGACCCCCUAAUGAAGUCAAAGCUUGGGAGAUCAAGAGAAAAAGAGAGGAGUAUUCAUCCUUAGAUCCCCUGAUGGAUAUGGGAGAGUUUAAGAGUGAAGACAUUCAGAGACCUUACCAAUACUUGCAGAGAUUCAACAGGAAUUUUAACUUGGAUCAUUUCAAAUAUCAAGCUCAAUCAGUUGAAGGUGAUCCAGUUGACUGUCUCCAUCAUCUUUUGUCAAACUGUGGCUUAAAGGACCCAUCAUGGGCAGAAUUGAAGCACUUUACUUGCUUUCUUAACCUUCAGCUGAAAGACUGUGAGGAUUCCAUGUUUUGUGAUCCAGACUUCCUUGUUGACAAUUUAAGUGGCUUCAAAGACUUCCUUGUAAAAUUCAUGAUUCAUAUGGCUCGAGACUUUGCAUCUCCUUCCGUUGACAUCUCUGACCAAAGCCCCUCCUUAUUCUCUGAGAAUGAAGAUGAGGCAGAUAUCCUAGCUAAACUAACUAUUCGGAAGCGAUGGGAAAAUGAAUCUCACCCAUACAUCUUUUUCAAUGCAGACCAUUUGACAAUGUCUUUCUUAGGAUUUCAUGUGAAGAAAUGUGGAAGUAUUCUCAAUGCAGUUGAUCCACGAAGUGGAAAAGUUUUAAUGGGAAAUGUGAUGUCACAAGAGCUCUAUUCAGGCAUUGAACGUCAAAGAAUUGACCUUUCUGAGGACUUUGACAAACUAGAGAGAGAAGACAAAAUACAAAGAAUUUCCUUUGUUGUUGGAGCUCAAAAAGGCUGGAAAAAGGGGCAGUUUGAUCCAGACCGUACGUAUGAACUCACUGCCGACAAUGUCAUGAAGAUGUUGGCAAUUCAUAUGCGAUUCAGAUGUGAGAUUCCAGUGAUCAUCAUCGGAGAAACUGGCUGUGGGAAGACACGGCUUGUGCGCUUUCUCUGUGAUCUGCAACGUGAAGGUAGAGAUGUUGAAAACAUGAAACUAGUCAAAGUUCAUGGAGGUACUACUUCUGAGACUAUCUAUACAAAGGUGAGAGAGGCAGAAAAACUUGCUCUGGACAAUCGGCAAAAAUAUGAACUUGACACAGUUCUGUUUUUUGAUGAAGCCAACACAUCUGAAGCAAUCUUUGCAAUCAAGGAGAUUCUAUGUGACAAAACUGUACAGGGUUACCCUUUGAAGGAAAAUUCUGGUCUGAAAAUAAUUGCUGCCUGCAAUCCCUACCGAAGACACAGCUCUGAAAUGGUUGAUCGCUUGGAGCGAGCUGGGCUUGGAUACAGAGUUAAAGCUGAGGAAACUGAGGAUCUCCUUGGUAAAGUUCCCAUGAGACAGCUUGUGUAUCGUGUGCACCCUUUACCCCCAAGCAUGGUGCCUCUCGUAUGGGAUUUUGGACAGUUAAGUGAUUCAACUGAACUGUCUUAUAUUCGACAGAUUGUGCAAAAACAGGUUAGAGAUCAUGGAUUGCCCCUUACAUGUCAGAAAGUGAUCACAGAAGUUCUGGCUGCCUCUCAAAGAUACAUGCGAAGCCAAAAAGUUGAAUGCAGCUUUGUAAGUCUUAGGGAUGUGGAGAGAUCAAUGUCUGUCCUGGUCUGGUUCUACAACCACAGAGAUCAUCUUUUUCCAAAUAGAUGCGUGAUCGAAAUGGAACAGAUGGCCUUAAAAUGCUUGGUGCUUGCCGUGGGUGUUUGCUAUUAUCCGUCACUUGAAAACAAAGGUCCAUACCUCUCCGCUGUAAGUACAUGCUUUCCUCAUUCAUUCAACACUAAAGAAUCACUGGAGCAGGAAAUAUCUUCUUGCCAAGACUUUUUUCUUGAGAACAUUAUAACAAGAGAAACAAUUGCGAAAAAUCUGGCUUUAAAAGAGAAUGUUUUCCUCAUGGUGGUCUGUAUCGAGUUGAGAAUUCCCCUCUUUCUGGUUGGCAAGCCAGGGAGUUCAAAAUCUCUUGCUAAGACUGUUGUAGCAGAUGCCAUGCAGCGUCAGGCCUCUCACUGUGAUUUAUUCAGGAAACUCAAAGAGGUUCACAUGGUGUCUUUCCAAUGCAGCCCUCACUCAAGUCCUGAAGGCAUCAUUGGAACCUUUCGGAACUGUGCACGUUUCCAAAAGGAUAAGAACUUUGAUGAGUAUGUUUCGGUAGUUGUGCUUGAUGAAAUAGGACUUGCAGAGGACUCUCCUCAGAUGCCACUGAAGACAUUGCAUCCUCUUCUAGAGGAUGGAUGCAUAGACAGUGAGAUGCCACAGCCACACAUGAAGGUUGGAUUCAUUGGAAUCUCAAACUGGGCUCUUGACCCAGCAAAAAUGAACAGAGGCAUUUUUGUGUCCCGUUGGGACCCAAGUGAGAAAGACUUAGUAGAGACAGCUGAAGGAAUCUGCUCAUCCUCCAGAGCUGUUCUUCUCAAAAUCAAGCACCUCCUGCCAAAAUUGGCUAAGGGCUUCCUAAACAUCUGUAAAAGUGACAGUGAACAGUUCUUUGGACUCCGAGAUUAUUAUAGCUUGGUAAAAAUGAUUUUUGCAACAGUCAAAAGAUCUGGUUCAGAUCAAGAACCAUGUGACCGUGAGUUGGCAGAAGCCGUGUUGAGAAACUUCAGUGGACAAAGGGAUGGUUUUGAUCCACUUGAUAACUUCAGCGACCUCUUCCAAAAUGUUCAAGAAGUUCAAAUUCCAAGUACAUUGAAAAUGAUUGAACAAAACAUAGACCGCCACAAUGACGAAGAGUGCCGCUACCUUCUUUUGCUCACAACUAACAAUGCUGCCUUAUAUAUAAUCCAACACCAUAUUUUCUCAAAGCAGAAAUACACAUGCCCUGAAAUUGUGUUUGGUUCAGGAUUUCCAAAAGACCAGGAAUAUGCCCAGAUAUGUCGCAAUGUUAGUCGAAUAAAGGCAUGCAUGGAAACCGGCCGAACUGUCAUCCUAUUGAAUCUCCUCAAUCUGUAUGAGAGCCUGUAUGAUGCUUUGAAUCAAUAUUAUGUCUACUUCAGUGGACAUCAGUAUGUCGACUUGGGGCUUGGUUCACACAGAGUAAAGUGUCGAGUUCACAGAGACUUCAGACUGGUUGUGGUGGAGGACCAGGAAAAAGUCUACAAAAGGUUCCCUGUUCCUCUAAAAAACAGGCUUGAGAAACACAAAGUUGAUAGGAGUACAGAUUUGGCUCCUUGGCAGCACGGAGUUUUGGAAAAACUCAAAAAAUGGACGCAAGAGUUCUCAAGACUUCAGCAAUCUGAAUCUACUGGAGCAAAUUUUAGCACAUCAGAUGCCUUUGUUGGCUUUCAUGGUGAUGCUUGUGCCAGUGCACUCCUUCAGGCUUUAGAGAAAAUUCGAAAACAGGGCCAUAAUAAAGCUAGGAAUAGAGAGGAAAGUGAAGCUUGUCACUCAGUAAUUGGUAAAGAUGAAGAUUUGACUGGUACCGAGUCACAUAAGGAAAUGGGAAAAUUCUCUGAAGUGGUGGAAGGAGACUGUGCUUCAAUGGAGGUAGACAGCAAGGUAGACUAUACAGAAGUUGAAAACACUGGCACUCUUGGAGAUGGUUCUGAGCUUGUGAAAAUGGAUGAAAAUCCUCAUGACCAAGGGACAGGAGAGCACAUGGAGUACAUUGAAACCAUGGAUGAGGAAGAGGAAGCCUUUGAAACUGCCAAAAGCUUUCUCUUGAACUGUGCCACACCAGACUCUAUACUGAGGUUGAAGUAUUCAGAAUUUGGAAAUCAAGAAAAAGACAAACUUCAGAAAACAUAUUUUCAUCAGCAAAGCCAUAAAUCUCUCAGAGACCUGAUAGACAGCCAUUUGAACAAGACCGAUCAUUACAAGAGCAGAUUCUUAGAGAUAACAACAUUCUCCAGUCUUCUCACUGGAGCUGAUGUGAGAAGGCUUGCCCCAGCCUUGGGUUUGUCCACUGAAAGGCUUCUUCUGCUCUCUUUACACCAAUUUGACACGGAAGCCUCUUUUUGCAGCAAAAUACGAUCCUUCCUGAGAGAUUCUGGGCUCUCUCUACAUAUUCUCCUGGUUCAGAUGGACAUGGAAGAGUCCAUGUGCAAAAAUGAACUUAUUGCUUCAGCAAAAUACUGUACCAUGAAUGAAAUGUUGUCCCUUAAGUCAGAUGAGUACAACUUAUAUACUGUGUUCAUCACAAAGCUUUCCAGAAUUGGGGAGCAUUGUACAACAAGUGGCAACAAGUACACUGGCUUUCAAGGAGGAGUUUGGCUGUCUGCACAUAUUGAUGACCUCAGAGAUUCCGAUGACUUGAGCUUAGAUCUACAGGCUAUUUGUGCAAUACCCAUAAGUAAACUCAUCUCACAGACUGUGAAAUCAGAUGUCAAAGAUUUUGAAGAAAUGGAUAUGGAAAGACCAGAAAGUCAGAAGGGAGAUUCAGCAUGUCUACACAGUUUGUCCCUCAUUAGAUCUUGCACCCAGAAAGCUGUGUCAUUGCUGAGAGACACGGGUAAAAAAAACUCCAGGAGUAUGGAGCGCAUGAACAUACUGUUUGGCCUUCUGGGAGAUGACCCUGGGAAAACAGGAGUACGGUUCCAAAAUGUGUUGCAAAUGAGGCUAGUGAUUGCAAUGAUACGAAGGGAGGAGCUGAUUCCUAAUGCAAAAGACUGGGCUUAUAAACAGGCAAAGAACCGUGAAGCCUUACAAGAAGGCGGAACACUUCGGCACACUUUGUGGCGUAGUCUACAAGGUGUUUUGAGCCCAGUGCUAGCCAGAGUGUUAGAGGUGUUGGACAGAGACCAUAAUUUGUACCUAUUGUAUGGGGAAGGGCUGAGCGAGGGUCUGGUCCAGUUCUGGCUGGAUAUCUUUGAAGAUCGACAACUCCUUGAUCUAACCCUCUCACAAAAUGCAAGUGCUCCAGAGCAGGAGAUUAACAUGCAGUGUAACCUGUUUAUUGGAGAAGAGGAACGCCCUUGUGCUGCUCCUUUUAGCUGGCUGAUAAAACAAAUCUGCCAAGGUUUGUGGGAGGAAUCAGAGUUUAUACGAGGCACUGAGCAAGGCAACAAAGUGAGGAUUCAACAGUUUGUUAGUGCUGUUUCAAGCAGUGGACUGGGCAACUAUAUCAGAAAACUUUCAGAGGGAGAGAGACUUGAGUUGGGUCAGUGCUAUCUUACUGACUAUGUACUUCUGUCAUUCAAAAUCCAGUCUGAGGAAGAGCUAAGGGUCUUCUCUAGUGCAGUGUGGGGUUGUGUGUAUGCUCUGCAGAAAGAUAUGUCCAUUAUCCCUGAGCUUUCCCCAUCAUGGAUCCUUGCAGCAGCCCAAAUCUAUGCACCACGCUUGGACACAUUAUCACAUGUCUUUCAGCUCAAUCCCCAGCUGGUACACACCGUCCAGCAGGCGAGACAAAAGAAAGAAGCUCCUGAUAUGUGUGAGGACAUUCUAGCGGUUGGUAUCUGUGUUGAGGAAACAAAGCUCCUACCUGUAACAUCUAAAUCUGAGUGCCGGACCUUCUUGAAUAGAGUUGAGCAGCUGCAGCCAUGUUUAGAGAGAGUGUUCAGUCCAAGCUAUUGUGCCCUUUGCAGCCCUGGUUGUCUGAGCCAGCUGGACACUAUAAAGUCAGUGUGGCAUGGGAUGCUGCUAGUGGCUGCCUUCAUUGAGCAGGUGAUAGUUAAGAUGAAAGUAGCAGAUGAGAGGAUAGAAACACUGACUCUGAAACACUGCAGCCAGUUACAUGGGCUGAUGGAAGGGUAUCCUGAUUUGAGAAGCAAAGGCAAUCUUCAGCAAAUCAUCCGCAUACUCAAUGGUUUUCAUGAGGAGUCCAUCAGCAGAGAACUACGGUUUGGUGUGAAGUGUUCAGUGUGCCUAUCAGAGCUGUCAAAUCCCACUGCUCUUCCCUGUGAUCAUGUGUUCUGUCUGACCUGUUUGAAGAGAUCCAUAGAGAGAGAAGGAUCUGAGUACUGUCCCGUGUGCAGAGCAUCUCUGCCCAACAACUACCAGCCCACUGUCUCCAGAAACUUGAAUGUUUGAUUCUGUGUCUUUUACAGUUUAGCCCUGAUACAGCAUAAUGAGAUAAGGAAAUGUUGUAACAGCUUUUUCCUGGAGGUGGUCUCUCGCUUUUGUCUGACUGAUGAACAAGACCCCCCAGAGGACCUGGUUGAACUGCUUUUCUCUCUGCUCAUCUCAGCACAAGGAGAUGUUUAUAAGACCAGAGAUCUCACACCUUUCCUGGAGUGUGUUGACCAAAGCCCUGUAGUGCGCUCUGUGCUGCCCAAACUCCUUCUGCAAUACAGCUUCAAACAGGCAAAGAAGCAUAUUCAAAGCUACUUAGAAAACUUGGAGAGCAAGCUUCUGCAACCGGAGGACAGAACUGAACUCUAUCGGCUCUUUGUCAACUGUUUCCAGGAUUCUUUGCUCUGUUCUGGAUUAAAUGGAGCUGUUGAUGUGGAAGAGAAUCAUAGAUGUCUGCAGGAGAAUGUGAACUUCCUCAGCCGAAUGGCUCGUAAACAGACAACUUCCAGACAGCAUGACCCAGCUGAGUUUCUGCUGUCUAUGGCUCGUCUCAGAAUGUGUCUGGACUCAGCUGCCCAUAUCCUGCACAAAGCUGUUGACCAAAAAAAUGGUAAUUGUGAUAUUGUGGAGCUAAAGCUUUUGGAUCAGGUAAAGGCUGUGUGUGAGUACUGUGACCAUGACUGGUACAGAGUUUAUCUGCUCCGAGCGCUCAACAGGCAUGCUGGGAUGGACUGUCUACAAGUGCUGAUCAACAGUGCUGAUUAUGAAUGGAUCUUCCCUGCUGAGAUACUACGCCUUCAAAGGUUGAUUCCUGCAGAGGUGGAUCGGUUUUUGUGUUGUGGUCAGUCAUACCGGAUUCUUAGAGAUGGAGUCGGACAAGCACUGCAGGAAGGCAGGACAGAUGGGCUGAAAGAUGCCCUACAGGCAAUGGGCGGUUCAGGCUCUUUGAAAAGCGUCUUGCUGACUCUAGCUGUGUUCAGACAGGUCACCUGUCGUCUCAUGUCAUCUGAAAGAGCAAUAAAUCCUCAAGCACAGGAGAUAAACUUGUUGAAGGACUUUAUUAGAGGGAAUGUAUCAGGACAUGUCAGAGAGCUCUGCACCGCUCUCUUAGCCAAUCAGAUUGGAGGACCAGGAUCUCACCUGAGUCUCAAAGCAGGUGUACCUUCUCAACGUCGCCCUCUUCUGGAGCUCCUGUUACAUGCCAGUGUAGUGUUUCACAGUGGCAACAGACUGCUCAGUCCACUCCAGUCGAUUUCCUCUCAACCUCAGAACAUGACAGGAGCCUUUUUACCCACUAUGCCAGACGACCACACCAGUGAGGUCCAGAAGUGGCUCAAAGAGAAAACACUAAAGAUGUAUUAUUGUGCUAAUGGUCAUGCAUGCUUUGUGGGAGAGUGUGGUAAACCAGUGGCUUUGUCAAAUUGUGCCACAUGUGGAGUGUGUAUAGGAGGCCACAACCAUAACCCAGUGGCAGGAUUUACUGCAGUCCAUGAAAUCACAGACCAGACAAAACCAGGACAUAUAUUGGGGGAAGCUGAUAACCGGUCUGAAGCCCCACACAGGAACCUGUCUUUAGCACAGUCUUGUGUCCUCCGCCUAUGUCUUCACCUGGCCAUGUUGCAAGGGGCCAUAAACCACCAGCAGGGCAUCAGAUCUAUGAUCCACCCAACUGUUAAGGAUGUCUAUGAGUUCCUCUGGCAACAUCUUGAAAAGGACAUGAAGGUUCUUGGGAAGACUUUAAAUCUUAAUAUGGAUGACACUGCCAUCAUAGUGCAUCUAAUUCUCAACCUGGUUUUACAAACAACCACAGGUGGUGUCCAGGAUCUGUCAUCACGCAGGUCCAGAGAGCAGUGGGAGAGUACAGUCUGUAAUUCAGCCAUCAGUCCUGUUUUACAGGAUUUGAACAGGAAAUUAGGUAGUGCACAGGAUCUGAUUGCAGCUGAUAACAGACUCUCUGACAGCCCCUUGAUGAUGGUGCUCAGGGGAGACCCUAAAACAAUCCUUCAUCUCCCCACUAACUGCCCCACCAUGCACUCUGCUUUCUGGAGCCCUUCACCUGUGCUAACGGUGGAAAGUUUCUCCCAGCAAAUAGAUCACAGUCAAACACCACUGCUAAGCCUUUUUCUCAAUAAGGUGCACUGCAUAAGACAGCUGGUCCAUUUGCCUGCUCUUGCUGCCCUGUUGUCUGAUCUAGUGAAAGUAGUGCCUCCAGUCUCUGAAACCCAGACUCAAACCAUCACAACAUUGCUUCAUAGUAUUCCUGCUGGUCAUCAGAAGAAAAUACUGUCAGAAAGAGUUAAGAUCUUCAUGAAGGUGUGGAACCACCUCAGAAUUGAAAUAGUUAAUAAUGCUUCAGUGGGUAUAGAUCGUGCAGUAUGUGAAAAACCAAUCACUAAGGACAGUUCUGGGCAGUUUCUCUCCCUCAGUCAUCGUGGACCAGGCUCAUGUCUCCACGCGAUCAUAGAUCUCCUAUCUGCAACUCACAACAGUCUUGUUCUUGAGGCCAGGAAACUCUGUCAUCAGGAAGACAGUGACUAUAGAGUACCAUUGGUGGCACUGUCUGAGAGUCAACUAGCCUUGUGUCACCCAGAAAGGGAGCUGCUCCCUCUGGUGUUAGCUAACUGCCAUUACACACUAGAAAAGGGCACGCAAACAGUGAGUUCCUGUGAUCAUCAGGCUGUUGAGAAAGAGCUCAGUAGACGAUUUUUUGCAGGAAAACCACGCAUUCAAACAGACACUGAUAAGUAUCUGAGAAGACACCAUCAGAAUUUUUCAGAAGUCCUUAAUGAAGUUAGAGUCAAAAUCCCUCAGCAAUCACUAAAGGGCUCUGUGCUGAGCUCCAUGAGGUCCACGCUGCGCUCGUUCACUGAUGUGUGUGAUGCAGUUUAUGCUGUGGAGAUUGGGCUUCGUUUUCUGGGUAAAACCGGAGGAGACCCACAGGUUCUGCUGCUAUCCUAUCUUCUGGACUCACUAAAAAUGGACCAACACAUCUCAAGCAGCAUAACUGAAGCUUUGAAGGAGAACCGGCUGAGUCAGUGCACAGCCACAUGGCAGCUCCUUACCUGCUGGAAGAGUGAACAGAUGAUGAGGAGAGGACAGGAUCCAUUCCAGCGGCUGUCUAAAGAGUUUAGAGACAAACUAACUUCAGAGGAGAGAAAGGAGGUGAAGGUUUUCCUUGGAGUCACAGAUAUUGAUAUUCUCUCUCUGGAACUGCAUGAGAUCCUUCUACUCAAGACCAACAGCACUGUGGAAGAUGGCUUCGCUCCACACUGGGACAUCAAGUCCACCAUGGAACUCCAUUUGGAGGAAAAGGACAUCACAUCUUUUCCUGGUCUAGACAUUCUUCCAGAGGAAAUUACCCUGGCUAAAGCAGCUGAAAUCUGGAAACUUGCAGUGGAAUUCAAACAAUAAAAUGUUCCUCUGUUUGAGCCAAACCAAUAAAACUUUUAAGGGAUUUGUAGGGACCAAGAAUUAAUUGAACAAAUAUUGUUAUAGCACCUUGCCUCUUUGUUUGUUUUUUAAGGGCCUUGCUCAAGGGCCCAACAGUGGUAUAUUGGCAGUGUUGGGGCUUGAACCCCCAACCUUUCUGUCAGUAACCCAGAGCCUUAACCACUGAGCCACACUUUAAAUGUUAUAAAUUAUAUAUACUGUUUUUUUUCUUUUUCUCUUUUCAGAUAAUUAAAAUGCAUUACAUUCUUGUGGCAGAAAAGUUAAUCAUAAGGCAAAACAAUAAACGGCUUUAGAAUACAAUGUUUUGUUUACUACCAUAUUAUUGAUCAUAAGCCAAUCAUUGGCAUACAGUUCACAGCAAUCCAUUUCACAAGUGAAUUUGUCAAUCAGUUCGAGAUUUAUUAUGAGGGCUUGUUUAAGGACCCGUCAAUUUACACCUGCAUCAGACUUGUUGGGUGAAUUGCGUCAUAAACAUAAAAGGUUUAGGUCACUGUGUCAAGUUAAAUAUAGUUUAAUACUUAGAACACAUCUUGAGAUCACUUAGUUAGAAUUUGAGCUCCAUCAAGUGUUUUGAAUGCAAGAACAUAAUGCAUGUUUGUGUUGUGCUGCCUACUGAAGUGUUGUUUUGGUCUCUGUAUAAACUGGGCAUUGCCCCAAGUUUCACUUACUGCCCUCUGGAGUAAACUACUACAAGCUUGCAUUUCUCAGGAUUUCUCCUUAUUACGGUCCGGGGGCAUUGUGAUUAAUUGCGUACAUUUUUUGCAUUAAAUCGACAGCCCUAAUGUAUUUAUUGUAUAUAUAAUAAUUACACAUAUUAACAACUGCAUCUCUAUCUCCACUGCCUCUCACCGAGAGCCCACCAAAAAUGCCAGAUAUCUGCCCCAUUUCCCAACAAACGAGUCCAAUUUCCCCAGUUUUCUAGAUGACCCUUCUUCAAACCACCCUUCCCAUCUCAAAGCACUACUGCUGAAAUGGGGGCGCUCCAGCCGACCUCAUCCCCUUAAUAACUAUCUGUCUGGCGAUCAUGACACUGGUUAGGACCCAAAUCUUUAUGUGUCUAUUAUCUACAUCGAUG